Messenger RNA from Sceloporus undulatus (fence lizard), 4509 nucleotides. It is a transcript of the gene ARL5A, whose product is annotated as ADP ribosylation factor like GTPase 5A. Gene Ontology annotation, cellular component: cytoplasm; trans-Golgi network. Gene Ontology annotation, biological process: intracellular protein transport; vesicle-mediated transport; protein localization to Golgi membrane. The record is from RefSeq and is a predicted model, not a curated record. Gene Ontology annotation, molecular function: GTPase activity; GTP binding. Bases 447 to 917 code for a protein of 156 amino acids. Lineage: Eukaryota; Metazoa; Chordata; Lepidosauria; Squamata; Phrynosomatidae. The transcript is spliced from 6 exons.
GAAGGAGAGGGCGAGACUCGAGUUGGAGAAACUGCGGAGAGGCGGGGGAGGAGCAGAGGGAGGCGCGCGCGCCGCAUGAAAAUGGCUGCGGUGGCUUCGCUGACCUGUCCGGACGGUGUCCUCGAAGGGUCCAACUUCCACAAAAGCGAAGCGUGAGAGGAAGAGGCCCAUUUUAAAAAACAAACCCAUAGAGAGAGAGAGAGAGAAGUUGCUUCGAGGGCGAUGUCCGCGAGGAGGAGGAGGAGGAGGAAUCGGCCGGAGUCGGGGGGCGCGGCGGGGCCGUUGCCGAGGGCGACCGCCGUCAUCGCUACUACUACCACGGAGGCUCGGGGCCUACACCGCCUGGGCUAAGCCCGGGCGGAAGAGCGGGGAAGACGAGGAGGAGCGCGGCGGCGGCGGUGGUGGUGGUGGGGCUGCCGGAGCCGGAGCUUCCGCCGCCCGGGAGCAUGGGAAUCCUCUUCACCCGGAUAUGGAGGCUCUUUAACCACCAGGAGCACAAAGUGAUCAUUGUUGGACUUGAUAAUGCAGGAAAAACAACCAUUCUUUAUCAAUUAGGAUAUUUGGAUACUUACAGCGUGUUGUCAGAAGGCCAUGAAGAUGCUGGCAGUCCUAUGAGCAGAUGGUACUCAGUGUUUGUGAUAGUUGUUGUGGAUAGCACAGACAGAGAGAGAAUUUCCGUAACUAAAGAAGAACUUUAUAAAAUGUUAGCACACGAGGACUUGAAGAAAGCUGGUUUGCUCAUUUUUGCUAACAAACAGGAUGUUAAAGACUGCAUGACAGUAGCUGAAAUUUCUCAGUUUCUGAAGCUAACUUCAGUUAAAGAUCACCAGUGGCACAUCCAAGCUUGCUGUGCUCUUACUGGAGAAGGAUUGUGCCAAGGACUUGAAUGGAUGAUGUCAAGACUAAAGAUCAGAUGAUUCUUACUCUACACAGACAUUGCACAAAAGUGCUGGAUGUUUCCUUAUCUUGACAGCUGUGAAUUAAUGGCUCAUGUGUAUUUAUAAAACCAAAACUGAAGUUUACUUCCUUUGCUACUAAGCACACUAAAGCCUCCUCCUAUGGAAAGAAAACAAUUAAAAGUUAGAACUUGGCUUCCCAAUGCUUCCUCUGAGGUGGAGUUAAAAUACUUCAGCUGACUUUAAUUUUAAAGUGAAAUUACUUGUGACUGUUUAAUAAAUAAUGUGUGGGAUGAAAAAGAAAGGGGAGGAAUUUUAACUUUUACAUUUUAUUAUUCCAGUCUGACUCGAGUUGAAAACAUUGACUUUAUUUCAGCAAAUCAAAAAAGAAAAUCAGUGGCACAGGUAUUGACUUUCCAGUAUUGAAACUUAGAUGUGUUCCAGAUGUACAAAAAUUUUCCUAUAUGUGUUCUCUACAUUUUGUAUAUUUAUACCUCAUGCUAAAGUCCAUUAACAUCUGUACAGGGAAGCAGUAAAUAUCACUGACUUUGCCAGUACUCCAGACACUGAGAUCUGCAAAGAGCGAUACUGCAGUAUCUGCUUUACUCCUGUUAAAUGUGGGCUGUAUCCAGUGCUAUCUGUCGAUUAAUAAAACAGCUUCCAUUAGGAGAACAAUUGCCUUCCCCUGCCCCCCCCCCCCAGCCCAACCCGUGCCUCCAGUUCAUUUGUGUGUUGACAAAACUUGAGAGUGUGUAGGGACAAUAUAAGGGAGAGAAUAAGUCCAUUGAAAUGAACUGUGAGAAAUAGUACUAACAGAUAUACAUCUUUAAAAGCUAACAUUUUAAUUGUCAGUAGAGUAAAAAUCUAAAACACGCAAUAUAGCUAGAAAAAAUGUUCUGCCUCCUGUAUUUAUACCCAGACAUUCCCAUUUUAACAAUAUGGUAGAAUGUAAUUUUAAAGACAAUAAAUCACGCACACGCGCACACACACACACACAAUAUCUUGCAAAAGCAUACUAAUUAGAAACUUGAGUCAGGAUGUAUAUUCAUGAUCAACAAAAAUGUUCAGAAUUGUGGGAUCCAGGCUAAGCUGGUUUGAUACAGUUCCCACUGAAAUUAAUGUGGUUUUGAGUUGGACUCAAGUUCUGCUAAUUUCAUAUGGAUCAAAUCUAUUUGUUUCUUUAUAGGAGGUAAAAGAUUAAAAUUUAAAUAACCCCAUCAGUAACAGAUCACUGUAGCAAACUGCUUCUGAAAUUCUCUGGUAUGUCAGUAGUUUGCUCUAUUAUUUGGGGUGGGUUAUAUCCCAAAGAAACAGAAGUCUGGACUCACUGUAUGAUGCUCACACAUUGGUUCUCUGGUUUGUGGAAAGACUUUUCAAUCCACAUGAACUGUAAGUGCAAUAGGGGUGGGUAAAAUUCUAAAAAAAUUCAGGCUUUGAAAUAUAUGAAUCUAUUAUGUUUCCUUACCUUUGUGUAGCAGAUGUUGUAAGUGGGCAGUAAUUUGAAAAGUUGCUGUAGUAUAUUACAAUGCAGCUUGUGUUAACAGGGUUGUGAUUCUUUUGAAAACAGAACACUAUGAAAUAACACUGCUUACCAUCCAUCUUUCUGGAUAUUCAGAAGCAAGUCUAUAAUUUGUACCCAAUAAAGAGGAAAAUCUAAGUUGCUAAGUUUUUAAAAGAUCAUUAAGUACAACUUGGUCUUAAGCUAAAAAAUGAUGGUAAUUGGAUCAAAAUCCCUUGAAAUUAGAAUGCAUUUAACAGUUGUCAACUUGGAAUCUGAUGGAUGAGCAAACUGGGAUUGUAGCACUAUAGGGAGGUUAGUUUCUAUUGCAUCCCCUAUAAAUAUUUUUGAAAGUAAUUUAUCAAAUGCAUGCACAGUAUCAGUGGUGCCAAUAAACUGGUGUAUCAGUGUUUGAGAAUAAGAGGAGCAAUUACGUUUAUAAGCUGGAAUACAAAGAAAUAGUUGAAUGUGAAGGCCAUAUGUGGUCCCAACAAAAAUUGUACCUAUCUGUGAACAAUUUACCUCUUUCCCAGUGUGGUAUCUCAACUCUUCUUGAAACUCCCCUUAAUUUAAUAAACAGUCUGCCAUAGCAUGAACAAGACUGAUGGUGGGGUGGAGCAGACCAAGUCUAAAGUUGCUUACACCUAGCUAUGUGGUUCUGUGGGUAAGAUUUUUAAAAUUUUUGCUGGUGUACUAAAAUAAAUACUUUCUUGAAAAUAUGUUGAAAACCAUGUUUCUUGGCAGAACAGAAUAAAACUACACAAUACAUAAUUAAAAUGCAUAUACUUUUGCAAUAUAUCAUAUUUCAAAAUUUAAACACUCUAGCAAAUGCCAUGUCUUUGUGAGAGUAAUGACAGAGAUCCUGAACAAGAUCAGAUUUUGCUCUGCAUUGAACCUCUUUUUAAAAGGGUUUGACAACUGAUUCUCCUGUUACUGAAAUAGGCAACAUGUGGUCCUCCAGAUAUUUUUAAAUUACAAUUCCCAUCAUUCCUAGCCAGCACAGCCAGAUGGGAGUUGAGAACCCUCAGUUGCCAACCCCCAUCAUACUAGAAGUAUUGCUUCUUGGCCAUUUAGCUAGGAUCAAUGUUAGCACUAGCUCCCCUUGCAAUUUGUGGGUGGACAUGUUAAAGGAAAUAUGUUGAGCAGUGUGAGAACAAUAUAAGUCAUCAGAGAAAAGGUUUCAAGAGCUUCAGAAAAACAAAACACUUAGAAAUACAGAAGUGGUACCUAAAUUAGAUUUGCUGGAUGACCCUCAACUAUUGACAACUGAAAAAUAUUUUUUUCACAGCUUUAGGUACUUCAGAUUGGAAUGAGGCAACAGUGGGGAGAUAACCUACCUCCUGCUUAUCAGUCUGACUCCCUUGGUGGGAUUAGGGAGGAAAUUUAACACAGAGCCUUCAUUUAUUCACUCCUGUUUGGGGACAAGGCUGUGAAGUUACUGAUAAGUCAUUUGUAGUUGCAUUGGAAGCAGAAACCUUCUCAUCCUAUGUGUGUACUUUUGUCCAAAGUAGCCUUUGUUCAGAAAAAAAACUACGUUAUGUGCAUUAAUUUAAAACUGCCUUGUUACUACCCUUCCCUAGAAGUGUGGCUGGAGGACUUUAGGUGUCACUCUAGCUCUACAGGCAAAGUUUACUUGGUAAAACGAGUGCCCAUAGAACUAAUGGAUGAAGAGGAGCUUCAUGCACACACACUCAGGUGCAAGGAAAAGUGCACUGCUCUCUAAGUGUAGUUGUGUAUAAUAAGAUGAAGUAUAAGCAACAGGUAGUUUUCAGUGCUGGACUGCAGAGUGAGAGGAUAGUGUACAACCUUCUAUAGGGCAUGUCAUUGAGGUGAAUCAUAGGUAUUUACUUAAUGAUAAUAUUUAUAGGUUGUUUUUCCUAAAACACCCUUGGCAUAUACCUUGGUUCAUGUCAACUUAUAGAAUGGUAUGGACCUAAAACUGUUCGAGAAAAUAUAUCUGAAAGUGAAAAUGAGCAGUUUUUAUAUGUUGGCUGGUGGAGGAAAUGACUUUAGCAUUAUUUUUUUUUUACUAGCCCUGCCUGCACUUUGCUUCUGUGCCUAUGUAAUGCUUAUUCAAUCUGUACAUUUGUAAAUAAACAGAUUAUUACAAAGAUA